CCGCAGAGGGUUUAAGCAAACUCGAUUUCCAUGGAGGGUUUUGUUGUUCAGUCCUGAAUUCGUUAUCGUUAUGGCGAAGUCUUCAAUUUCUCAUCUCUUACAACUAAGGAGACGUUUCUCUCUCUCCUCUCAAAACCCUAAUUUUAUUCUCUCUCGUCUCCUUAAACCCUUCUCUACCGCCUCUGCCUCUCCCGCCACCUCGCCGGAAUCCCCUAAGCCCUCUUCUCUCUCUGCUCGCAUGUCCUUCGUGUUCGACCAAAUAGAUUCCAUCGAACGCGAACGCUCUCAGAAGGACGAGACUCUCCAGAAAAUCCGCGCUUGGCGCCAAUCUAGAAACAACCCCACCCAACAAAACCCAGAAUUGGGGAGUUCCUAUCCGACCGGGUCUGCCGAGUUGACUCAGACUAACCCAGCUGAACUCGAGGGGAGCUCGCCUCAGUUGGGAAUAGGGGUUGUGAAGAAGAAGAAGAAUGAGGUGGAGUUGGUGCAUCCCUGGCCGGAGUGGAUAGAGCUUAUGGAGAGGUUAGUGCAGCAGAACUACUUCGAUCACAAGAGGCGAGAUGAAGACAAAAUUGUGCAAGAAUUGGGGCUUGAUGUGCCUGAAAAUGCGGAUGCUGAUGGUGUGGGCAUUGAUUUCUCGGAUUUUAAGACCAUCCAGACUGCAUGUCUUAACUUUGGAAAAGACCGAUUCGAUAUCCUGAGGUCAUUGUCAAGGCAGGAUAUUCAAGUUUUGGUUGGUUACGGUUGCCCCACUGCAGACAAGAAAGUGGUUUUCUCUGCAAAACUUUUGAGAAAGCAUGUUCACCUUGAUGAAGGAGAUGUUUGCAGUUCCUGCAGUUUGAGGAGCUCUUGUGAAAGAGCAUAUCUACUAACAAAUAAAGAGGACGAGGCACGAACUAUUGAUAUUAUGCGCGUCCUAUUAGCCUAUGGUUUUGAUCCCAUAAAUGGCUCUCUAGUCAACAAGUCUCUUAUGAAGCAGAAAUCUUUGAAAACUGUGGUCCGCAAGUUGCUUCAUGAGGUUGUCAAAUUGAGUGCUGUUCCGAUAGAUCCAAAUCUGCCCCCACCCAUAAUUAAAAGGCCUCCACCAAAAGUGAAGCAACCUCCUCCCCCUCCUAAGAAACGAGUUGGACGUGAUGAUGUUGAGAUGAAAAAGGGGGAUUGGCUGUGUCCCAAGUGUGAUUUCAUGAAUUUUGCAAAGAAUACAGUGUGCCUUCAGUGUGAUGCUAAGCGGCCAAAGAGACAGCUGCUUCCCGGAGAAUGGGAAUGCCCUCAAUGUAACUUCUUGAAUUAUAGGAGAAAUAUGGCAUGUUUUCAUUGUGAUUGCAAGCGCCCGCCUGAUGAGUUCGUGGAGAAUCAAAUGCAAGCAACGCAACGUGGUGGCAAAACAAGAUUGGAUAAGAUUGCUAGUCGUGAUGAGGUUUCCAAAGCUUGGAAUUUUGAUUUUGACGAUGACGAAUCUGAUGGGGCAGAUGUAGCUGCUUUUGAGUAUGGAGAUUCUGCUGUAACGAAUGAAGAUUCUCCUUUAAUCAGUAGGCCUCGGGAAGGAAAUUUCAGGGGACCUGAAGACGACUCCAAUAUAUCUGGUAGAAAUCCAAGGUUUCGUGCAACAGAAUAUUCUAAUCCUCAUCAUAAUAGACCUGGAAUGGGGUUUGAUGAUUUUGAUGAAGACAAUGUUGAUAGCUAUGAGCUGGACACCCAAAAUAAUGACUCAGUACGUAGGGCUUCCUUUUCUGAGGUUGAAGGCUUUUCGGACUCUGAUGAUAUUGAAGAUUCUGAUGAUAAGGUGUCUCCUGGUCAUAGAACAAGAACCCCACCUUACCGUAAGCCACCUAAAUCUGUGAGUCGGAAGGCUACUCCCUUUGGUUCUGAGGGUGAUGAAAUGGAUUUUGAUUCAGAUGAAGAGCUUUCAGUUCACUCCAACUGGAAAUCCAGUCAUGUAGCUGAUAGAAGUAGAAGAAGAGGCUCUACUGGUCCCUCUAGGGGAUUAAGCUAUGGCUCAGAUGAAGAAUUUGGGCUCCAAUCUGAUGCAGAGAAUGAUUUUCGAUCCAGGGAACAGAAAGGAAGGCGUUCUGGCAGUUCCUUUUCUGGCUCAGAAUCUGAUGAUCAUGACCUUCAUUCUCGGGAAAAUAGGUCUCGAAAGAAAAAUAUAGAACCUGGUGGUAGGAGAAACAAAUUUAAUGGUCGCGGUGAUUUUGACUUUGGCAGGGAUGCACAAUUGAGAUCAAAUGGGAAGAGAGGUAGUCGGAGCUCCUUUGGUGAUGAUUUUGAUGGAUCAUCUUCAAUGAGAUCAAAUGGGAAGAGAGGUAGUCGGAGCUCCUUUGGUGAUGAUUUUGAUGGAUCAUCUUCAAUGUCUCGUGGUAAACAUAGAGGGUUUGGAAGUAAAGACCACAGUGGUUGGAAAAUGAAUGGCAGAAGGAGUGACUUUCACAAUUCCAAAGGAGCCGGACAAGAAGGGUUUGGAAAUAAGUGGCGUGGAGGGUCAAAAGAAUACGAUAUGGACAAGGAUCCUGGAGAAUAUAGAAACAGCAGGCGUGUUAUUGAAAGAUAAAGUAUGAAUCAUCAGUCAUGGCAGAAACGACUUGCAAGGAUAAAUGAUCACUAGUUCUCCUAAUUGCUCCCCUCUAGCCUUCAAAAUUAGCAGCAAUGGAUUCAUCCAUAUUCUUGAAGAUUCCAAGGGAAAUCAGAGAGGAAAAACUUUCAUUUUGGAGUAAUGUACUACCAU
Messenger RNA from Tripterygium wilfordii, 2722 nucleotides. RefSeq lists its product as uncharacterized. NCBI's taxonomy places the organism in Eukaryota, Viridiplantae, Streptophyta, Magnoliopsida, Celastrales, Celastraceae. Gene Ontology annotation, molecular function: mRNA binding. The record is from RefSeq and is a predicted model, not a curated record. Gene Ontology annotation, cellular component: cytoplasm. The transcript is spliced from 5 exons. The coding region runs from base 71 to 2548 and encodes 825 amino acids.